This is a messenger RNA of Dichomitus squalens LYAD-421 SS1, 1813 nucleotides long. RefSeq names its product terpenoid cyclases/Protein prenyltransferase. Gene Ontology annotation, biological process: protein farnesylation. The record is from RefSeq and is a predicted model, not a curated record. NCBI's taxonomy places the organism in Eukaryota, Fungi, Basidiomycota, Agaricomycetes, Polyporales, Polyporaceae. The transcript has 9 exons. Gene Ontology annotation, molecular function: protein farnesyltransferase activity. Gene Ontology annotation, cellular component: protein farnesyltransferase complex. The coding region runs from base 12 to 1559 and encodes 515 amino acids.
GGGCAAGCGAGAUGGUGGCAACGCCCACUGAUGGUUAUCCCACGGCAACUUCCUCGCUUCAGUCCGAUACGGAGAUCACUAUCAAGUCGCAUCUUCCCUCGUCCGGUACCCCUCAAAUCGCGCUGCAGAAGAAGUCCCAUUUCGAGUUCCUUCUCCGCAACCUCCGCCAAGGCUUCCCAGAACGGUACACCUCUCAGGAUGCCAGUCAACCUUGGCUGAUAUACUGGACACUUCACGGGUUCAGCAUCCUCGGCGCGGGUCUGGACGAUCAGACCAAGAAGAGAACGAUAGAGACCUUACUAGCGCUGCAACAUCCAGAUGGAGGCUUUGCGGGUGGCCCCGGUCAAGCAGCACAUCUUCUUCCUACUUAUGCAGCUAUUUGCGCCUUCGCCGUAGUCGGUCGACCCGGUGAAGGUGGGGGAUGGGAUGCCAUAGAUCGCAACAAGAUGUACAACUUCUUCAUGUCGCUAAAGCAAGCGGAUGGCUCCUUUCUUGUGAGUCAUCAUGGUGAGGUGGAUGUUAGAGGGAUAUACUGUCUGCUCGUGGUAGCCACCCUACUCAACUUGAUCACGCCAGAGCUGUUGGCAGGCGUACCCGACUUCCUGGCGACAUGUCAGACCUACGAAGGCGGCUUCGGUAAUGCAUCAUUUCCAGGAUGGGCUUUCGGAUCAGAUGACACGGAGGCAACAACACCUCUGUCAAGUCCGAGAGACCCGACUGCGCCCCGCCCUCCCCUCGGCGAGGCUCACGGAGGCUACACAUUCUGUGCCACAGCGUCCUGGGUGCUUCUGCAACCGUUCAUCAAACUGUAUCAUCCUCCUGUGCCCGGCAGUCCUCUCCCCGAGCCGAAGAUCAACACACGUGCCCUACUCCGCUGGUGUGUGCAGAUGCAGGGCCUCCCCAUCGAACUCGGAGGGUUCAAGGGCCGGACAAACAAACUGGUCGACGGUUGCUACAGCUGGUGGGUUGGCGGCUGUGUCGUCCUAGUGGAGACAUUACUUGGUCUUGCGGCGUCGCAUAUCGCCGCAGGCGAAGAACCUACCGACGAACAUGACGAGGACAGUGCAAAGGCGUGGGAUGAUGCUGAUGACUCGCUCUUCAACAGGCGUGCUCUGCAAGAGUACAUCCUAUGCGCUGGACAGCAUCCGGCUGGGGGUCUACGAGACAAGCCGCCCAAACCAGCGGAUGCUUACCACACCCUGUACUGUGCCGCCGGUUUAGCCGCCGCUCAGCACCGCGUUGUUCCAUCCAAGGCUCGCGAGAAGGCUGUUUUGUUGACGUGGGAUCCAGUACAAGCACACGCGAAGAGCGGCGCGACAUACGUCUCCCCCUCGGACGUAGAGCGUGAGACGUUUGAAGAAUUGCGAAAACAGAUGUUCGCACACGCGCUCUCUUGGUCCGAGGAAGAAGGCACGACUACGUACGUUGGCGGCGCGGCCAAUCGCGUGAAUGCUGCGCACCCCAUCUUCAACCUCACAAUUACGCAUGCGGACGGAAUUUUGGCCCAUUUCUACGGUCAGAUGCCGCCGUCACGCUACCCCCCACGCGGCAAGAAGUGAAGGAGAUCAGCGAGCGCAACGGAAGACGGUGCGGUAGACUUCAAGGAUUGGUUGACAGAAGGUUAUGGAGGAUACUCCGGAUCUCAUGAUGUGACGCGGAGACCGGUCCCUAUGUGAGACAGCAGUCUGAUUGGAAAGCACUCGGUAUCCAUGUGCUAUGGGUUUACCUAACCUUGCGCGCUAUGUGGUUCCACGCGCCCUCUGCUCACGUCUUCACAGUAACAUGCUGCAGCCAGACGACGUGAUAGCAGCCG